AUGUUGCGCGAGAGAUGGCAGUGGCAGGGAUGCAUUUUCAUUCUCGUCCUGCUUCUUCUCUCCAACACAUCAGCGUCAGGCACUUCUCUGGAGGAGAAGGACAACACGAUCCUCCCGUCAAAUUCUCCAUCAGACUUCGCGAGAAUCCUGCAAUCUAAGCAGACCAGGCAAGCGCGGGUGUGCAGCGGAGAAGACCACCGGCUGCUGCGCUCCCUCGCCAACACCGGAGCGGAGGUCAUGGUCACCAUCCCCAACUCACAUCUGCAGCACAUGGCCGAGUUCCAGGAGGAGGCCCGGCUCUGGGUCGCCGCCAACGUGGCGCCGUUCCUCCCGGCGACCAUGAUCACGCACAUCCUGGCGGGAGGCGACGCCCUGUCGUCCGUUUCCCCCGGGGACGCCGCCUACUCGCUGGUCCCCGCCAUGCUGAACCUCCACGCCGCCCUCGUCGCCGCCGGACUUGACGGCCGCGUCAGGGUGUCUACCACGCUCUCCGCGGUGCCACUCGCCCCGUCUUGGUCCGCCGGCAUCGCCGGGCGUGUCCUGCGGUUCCUGGGGGAGACCGGCUCGCCAUUGUUCCUCCUCAAAGCUCACGCGUCUGAGGCCACCGCAGAAGCCAAAGUCGGCAACUCAUACGCCGCGAUGCGGGCGCUGGGCUUCUCCAGCAUCCCGCUGAUCACGGCGGAGUCGGCGGAGCUCGGUCUCACUGGGGCGCUGGUGUACCACAGCUACUUGUAUGGCCGUCGUCCUGGCGGUGGCGGGAGGCGGUCGCUGGCGACAGGGACGUUCUGCGUGGCGCUCCAGAACGCAGACCCGACGGCCCUGCAGGCAGGCCUGAGCUGGGCGUGCGGGCAGGGCCAGGCCGACUGCUCCGCAGUGCAGCCCGGAGGGGCUUGCUACAAGCAGAACAACGUGGCGGCGCUGGCCUCCUACGCCUACAAUGACUACUACCAGAAGAGCGCCAGCACCGGCGCCACCUGCUCCUUCAACGGCACCGCCACCACUACUGCCACUGAUCCCAGUUCAGGAUCGUGCGUCUUCGCAGGAAGCACGAUGGCAGGAGGCUCCACCUCUAACUCGAGCGUGCCAAGUGCCAGCCCUCCGACGAGCCUGGGCGCCCCUCCGUCAGACAAUCUCACUCCUCCAGUCAGCUCAAGCCCUCCGUCCGACUUUGGCCCCCCGGCAGCCGACACGGCCCCUCCGACGAGCCUGGGCGCCCCUCCGUCAGAUGAUCUCACUCCUCCAGUCGGCUCAAGCCCUCCGUCCGACUUUGGCCCCCCGGCAGCCGACACGGCCCCUCCGACGAGCUUUGACGCUCCUGCAGGUGGCUUCGGACCACCGUCUGGCUUCGGUCCCCCGUCUGUGUUCGGCAGCCCGCCAUCGACGUUUGGCCCGCCUGGGAGCUUAAACGGGAGCGGGAGCUUCGGGCCGAGCAGCACCCUCGAGCCUUACGGCGUCGGGUGCCGCCAUGUCACCUCCUUGGCUGUCUCCACCCUUCUCUCCGCCAUUGUUCUCGCCCUUCUUUGCGCGUCACCCGAUCUAAUGUAA
Triticum turgidum subsp. durum (durum wheat) is the source of this 1545-nucleotide messenger RNA. The record is from the annotation of a GenBank genome assembly. NCBI's taxonomy places the organism in Eukaryota, Viridiplantae, Streptophyta, Magnoliopsida, Poales, Poaceae.